CUGGAGAAGAAGGCCAAGAGGACUAAAGCUGUGAGGCCCCUCAACCUGCCCAGGCGCCGGGUCCGUGUGAAGCCAGAGGAGGUGUGCUCUGUGGCUGGAUGGGGAAGGAUAGGCCUGGGGGAUGAAUUAUCAAACAUACUACAAGAGGUGGAGCUGACAGUACAGAAGGAUCAGGAGUGUGUGUCCCACUAUCCACGUUUUUACCACAAAGCCAAUCAGAUAUGUGUGGGGGACCCAAAGAUCAAGCGAGCUUCCUUCAUGGGGGAUUCUGGAGGGCCUCUCCUCUGUAACAAAGUGUUUGCCGGCAUCGUCGCCUAUGGACAUGGGGAUGGUUCAGCACCAAGUGUCUUCACCAGAGUGUCAAAUUUCUUAUCCUGGAUAAAGCAAAUGAUGAAACGCAGCUAACUCCAGAGCAAACCAGACCCCUCUCUGACUCAGCAUCUUCCCUACA
Messenger RNA from Peromyscus maniculatus bairdii (prairie deer mouse), 451 nucleotides. The record is from RefSeq and is a predicted model, not a curated record. Lineage: Eukaryota; Metazoa; Chordata; Mammalia; Rodentia; Cricetidae.